Messenger RNA from Botrytis cinerea B05.10, 2720 nucleotides. RefSeq lists its product as hypothetical. The record is from RefSeq and is a predicted model, not a curated record. The transcript is spliced from 6 exons. Lineage: Eukaryota; Fungi; Ascomycota; Leotiomycetes; Helotiales; Sclerotiniaceae. Bases 866 to 2131 code for a protein of 421 amino acids.
GAUUUGCCUUGAGCUAUGAAUCGAUGAUGUUUGGUUGGGGAACCCCAAAUUCUGAUCCGAAUUGUGGAGAUUUCGGAUCAAAACCCUGUUCUCAACGGGGGGUUGGAAGGAAUGCCGGUGCAGAAUACGGAGCCUUUACCAAUUCAAACCUUUGCGUUCAAUGUAUACCGCCUGGCAAUUUUUUAUUGAUUAUUUACACUGGGGUAAUCAUUUUGAGUUUUCAGGGGUUCAAGAGGAUUGUGAAAUUUUCACCAGACAGAAUUGCUUAGCAUAGGGAUUUGAAAGAGGCCAGACCCAUGUUGUUAACAGUCCAUCUUUUUUGACAUCCGGGUCUCCGAGACCCCUUCCCCAUAAGAAACAAUCGCUAAGAGGGAAAGCAGUACGAUAAUGUGUGUCGUAUGUUUCUAUUUGAGAGAUGCCUCAUUUUCGAGUACGGCAAUUAAAGCAAUAUUUGUGUAAUGUGCUGAUCACAUAGAUGUUGGCGACAAACAAACCUCAAAGGAACAAUAGAAUAGAGUUAUGACUCGAGUCCCAAAUAACAGGAGCCGAAACUGGUGGCUGCUUUGAUCAAAGUUACAUUGCAGGAUUUUACCAGCUGAUGUUGUAUGGCAGGCAUUUUGGUAACAGCCGUGGCACUGUACCUGUCGCGGCCCCUGUAAGCGACAAGGGGUAAAAGAUAUUUCCAACACGAAUAAGUCGAUACUCGAAACGACAUAACAAGGAGUCUAUUCAGCAGCUUGGCAACAGUGAUAACCCCAUAAUGAUAGAUGAUCUAUAUACAUAUCUCAGAUCCAGUGUUCAGGUGCAAUGUGAUCGUUGAUGGAUUUGGAGCUUCUGUGGAAUAUCUUCUAGAAAGCAUAUCAUCAUGCCCACUUUGUGGGUCUACAACUCGACACCAGAGGUUAAUGCUCAAUCCAAUUAUCCUACAAUCUUGGGGGCUUCGUUUCCAAUACUUGUGUUAAUGCUCAUUACUGUCGGCGCGAGAUUGUAUGUCAGAGUUCGUACUGUGCGAGGUAUUGGUGCCGAUGACUGGGCCGUCGUCAUUGCUGCGAUAUUUAGUAUUGUUUACAACGCUUGCACUAUUGCUCAAUCAAGAUGGGGAUUAGGUCUACCGUUGGCACUUAGACCAAUAGUUAACUUGAACACAUAUUCUAGAAUUAACUAUGCCGGUCGACCCUUUUAUAUGAUGGGCAUCUUGGGCUUCAAAGUCUCACUUUGCUUCUCUUAUCUUCGCAUUCUCUCCAAGGGACAACCAACCUACCGUCUCCUAAUAUGGAUCGUGAUGGUUCUCUGCAUUCUAGGCCAUACGGUCGGGACUCUAGUACUAAUGUUUAACUGCCACCCGAUUCAAAAAUCAUGGAGUCCAACAACUCCAGGAUCCUGUCUUCCCCCUGGUCCGCUCUUUUACGGUCUCGCUAUCACGACCAUCAUCUUCGAUGUCAUAAUCUUCUUUCUCCCUAUUCCAUUUCUCUACGGUUUGCGGAUGGAUAGAUCCAAAAAACUCGGCAUCAUUGGCGUAUUCGCCCUCGGUAUUCUCACCACUGUGUGUUCGGUUUUGCGGAUGACUGAAAUUCCCAUUAUUUCAAAGGGUAAUGGUAAUUCCACCAUGUUAGUUGUGUGGGGAAAUAUAGAAUUGAACGUCGGAAUCAUUCUAACCUGCAUGCCCGUCCUCGCUCCCCUCUUCAAAGUCUUCGGCAAAAAACUCGUCUCCACCGGAAAAUCCUCCUCCAAUCCCUACGCCCACACCGGCUCCCACAACAUGCAAAUUUUCAGCAACUCGAAAAGUCAGCACCACACCACCACUUCCAAUAUCAACACUCUCACAACCUCGCGAAAAGAAAGAGCGGCGAGAGCAGCCGCCCGAUAUCCGGGUGAUGUGAGUGAUAAUGAGAGUCAAGAGACGAUUUUGGGGAAAGCCGGAGAGGAAGGGUCGAUUGCAAGGGAGAGGAGUGUGGAUGAGAGGAGUGGGGUGGAGAGUCCACGGAGAGAGAGAGACUUGGAAAGUGCAAUGGGAAGUGCACAGAGACAGGGAAAUGAAGUGGAAGGCAUUAUGAUGACGGUCCAGGUGGAUGUUUCGAGUGAGGCGCGGGAUGUACAUGCGGGGAAGUUGGAGGGGGAGAGGAAUAGGUAAUCUAUUGAUUGAUUAUUGACAUUACACCCGCCUGGUUGGGAAGUAUUCGUUGUAUUCUUGGAAAAUGUCGUGUAUUCCUUACCUCUUAUACUCACUCAUGUUCGGGGUGUGCUGCAUGCAUGCAUGUAUUUGGAUCGCUCCUCGGGAAUGGGAAAUGAUAUAGCGGGUUCUAUGAUCUAUCUUCCAUCUAUCCAUCUCAGAAAGAAAUGUGCAACAACGACAAACAUUGUAUUGUUUCGAGAUACAGAUACAGAUACAGAUACAGAUACAGAUACAAAUACGAAAACAAGCAUAAUAACGAAAACACACUCGUUUGAUUUCUUUUGUUGGUUCUUUCUUUUGUUUGUGUAGAUUCUGUAGAAGAAUUGGUAUAUAAUACUAUUUGGAAAUAGACAGAUAGAUAGAGAGAGAGAGAUAGAUAGAUAGAUAGAUGUAAUGACUAAUUAUGCCUCGCUGGCAGAUAUUGAGGGUUUUUUUUUGGUCUUUGUCUUUGUUGGGUGUGGGAGAAGAAGGGGUUUGGAAAUGAAUGAUAAAUGUGUAGUUUUUGGAGGAAAGGAAAAUUGGAUUUUGUGUAUUGGUUGGUUGUUGA